GAGGAUGAUCCGUUAUUUGCAAACCCGGAGGAUGCGCAGUCCAUCUUCCAGCCGGCGCUGAGCCCGGCUGCUACCAGACUGACAUCGCCCAAAACGCCAGCAGCUGAGAAGGCAGCGGCAAUGGAGAAACUGCCUGGCGGUGGAAUUUUUGGUGCUUUCGAAGGUACAGCGGUAUCUAACGGGGCUACGGGAGCACUUCCGCGAAAACUGGUGAAGCAGGCACCAAAUCGCCAAAACCGCGGGCUAUCGCUUUGUGAAGUGCCUCCACGAUAUGUAUCUCUGCCCAAACUUCCCUCACCGUGGCAGUCCGGUGCGAAGGAUAUCAUAGUGCAGAAUGAUCGCACGUCCAGACCGGCGCUAUCAGGUGUGUUCGGAGGAACUAGACAUAGCAGGUCUUCCUCGGGAGGCGCUGAAGCGUUCAGGAAGCUUAAGGACGCAUUACCAAACAUCACACUUCCAACCAAUCUUUGGUCAAGUCUGCGGUCUCCCUCGUUCCUCUCUGACGGCUCAUCGCAGAAGAGCCCAGGUCUGGAAGCUAAGCAAACAUCGACUAACGGCAGUAUCGGGUCCCCCCAGGUUUCAUCGUAUGAUGGGAUCCGGGACAGAGAUGGUCACCUGGCGGAGGGGUUUGGGGAAUCUUCACUGCGGACGCCAUCUACUAGCCUGAACAGACCUAGAGCGAUCAGAAGGUCGACGUCUGAUGAUUCGAUGCUUUAUCACUCCUUGUCACGCGUGUCCUCGCUAGGAGAUGAUGACAGGUGGGGAGACGUCACCGAAAUGGCCAACGUCAGAUUUAAGGCCAUCAAGGAGAGUUUCGACAAGCCAUCAUUCAAGCUACCACAGUUUCCACAUGCUCUCAAGAAACAUUCGCUUUUAAGCUCGUCACCACCGCAUGAGAAGAACCCCAUAGGCUCACCAACCCUGAAUAACUCAGGAUCCUUUCAUAAAGACCCCUAUCCUGAGCUUGGUCAGGCCUUGGAGACGCUCACGGGCGAUAUAGUAGUAAUGGGUGGGUACAGGGGCUCCAUUUUACGGUCUACAAAAACAAACCGUCAAGUUUGGGUUCCUGUCAAAGUCGGGCUAAACAUCCGAAAGGUCAACCUCGAAGUUGGCCUAGAGCCCGAAGAUGAAGAGAGAAUGGAAGAGACCAUAUACCCAUCAGGUAUGCUUACGAAUAUUGGGCCAGUGGAUAUAUCAAGACGUUUGUUCAAAAGGCUAAGAGAAUGCGAAAAUGCCAAGAGCGGCAGACUAAGAGUGUGGGACUAUGGUUGGGAUUGGCGGUUGAGCCCACAUAUCCUAAGCAGAAAGUUGAUUGCGUUUCUGGAGUCAUUACCUUGUAACCAGCCUGGCAAUUCGGAAGAUAGGGGCGCUACCGUCAUCGCGCACAGCCUUGGCGGCAUGAUCACUCGGCACGCGAUAAAUCAACGACCUGAUCUCUUCGCUGGUGUGGUUUUUGCAGGAACGCCACAAAGAUGCAUCAACAUCCUUGGCCCAAUUCGAAACGGAGAUGCAGUCUUAUUGAACGAAAAGGUGCUUACAGCACAAGUCAAUUUUUCACUUCGGACAAGCUUUGCAUUCUUACCCGAAGACGGGUUUUGCUUUGUCAACAAGAACACGGGUGAGAAUUUCCCUAUAGACUUUUACGACGCAGAAGAAUGGGCGAAGCAUGCACUUUCUCCUUGCGUUGGCCCUACUUUACCGGCAUAUAACAUUCGACAAAGUGCGCUGGGCUCGCUACGUAGCUUCUCUGCCAGCUUUCCUAGUCUACCAACGAGAAGUCGCGGCAACAGUACUGCUAGUGACUUAGACACAAAAUCAACAACGAGGUAUGGUGCAGCAGAUGCUGCUCGGCAGGUAGAAGUCAAGAACGAUCAUACUUUGGCUCCACAGAUGGGCAGUCGGCCAGGAGGCUCGGGAGCUGCUCAGCAGCAACAGGCUGCCCCGAAGACCUUCAACGAGCAAGAACGGUACAUGAAAUACUUAAAACGCACGUUGUCUGACACGAAGCGUUUUCGGGCGGAGCUGCAUCAUCGGGCAGAGUUGACCGAGUCAAAUAUGUAUCCACCAAUGGCUGUGAUAUAUGGCAAGGAGAUUCCUACAGUGUAUGCAGCACAUGUCACAAAUCGUGACCAGAUCCCCUGCGCUGACGCGUAUGACGAUCUCCUAUUCAGGAGUGGCGAUGGCGUGGUGCUUUCUCGCGAGGCUAUGUUACCACCAGGGUACGAUGUAGUCAAAGACGGCCGUAUUAGUACUGAUCGUGGCCAUAUAACAAUGCUCGGUGAUAUGCAGGUUGUAGGAAGAGCACUCCAGGCAGUGUUAAGGGGACGGCAAAAAGGCAUUGGGUUGGGUACUCCGACG
Molecule: messenger RNA, 2358 nt
Organism: Truncatella angustata
Lineage: Eukaryota; Fungi; Ascomycota; Sordariomycetes; Amphisphaeriales; Sporocadaceae
Exons: 2
Molecular function (GO): triacylglycerol lipase activity
Source: RefSeq, a predicted model, not a curated record